AUGGCGUCGGCGCUGCCGCCACCGUGCCGCCCGCGACGACGGCGAGACAGGCCCGAGCACGCCCUGAUUCGUCUGCUCCUCCCAGCCCCUCGCCUUCCUCCUCUCCUGUGCUACUCCCUCGUCCUGAUCGCCACCACGGCCAACGCCGGCCCGGUGUACACGGACUGCCCGAGCAACACCAACUACAGCCGCGGCGGCGCCUUCGAGGCUAGCCUCGACGCCCUCCUGGCCUCCCUCCCCGCCGCCGCGUCUUCGUCCGGGUUCGCGGAGAACGUCACCGGCGCCUCGCCGGAGGGCAGGGCGUACGGCCUCGCCCAGUGCCGCGCGGACGUCGUCGGCCAGCCCGCCUGCCGCGCCUGCCUCGACGACUCGGCGCGGGACAUCGCCAAGACGUGCCCCGGCCAGAAAUCCGCCGUGAUCUUCUACGACGCCUGCAUCCUGCGGCACUCCAACGAGAGCUUCUUCGCCGCCUCCGACGACAGGCCGCUGUACUUCCUGUGGAACCCGCAGAACACGACGGAGCCGGAGCAGUUCAAGGCGCUGCUGGGCAAGCUGAUGAGCAACAUCACUGACGCGGCGGCGCACGCGUCCCCGCGGAUGUUCGCGGCCGGCGAGGCUGACCUCCCGCCCUUCACCAAGAUCUACGGCAUGGCCCAGUGCACCCGCGACCUCGCCGGCGGCGACUGCUACCGCUGCCUCGUCGGCGCCGUCUCCAACAUCCCGAGAUGCUGCGACGGGAAGCAGGGUGGCCAGGUCAUCGGGAGGAGCUGCUCCAUCCGGUUCGAGGUAUACCCUUUCUUCGACAUGCAGGCCGCCAAGGCAGCAAUGUCGCCUUCGCCGGCACCACCGCCGGCGACGACGCCCACCGGAGUCAAUGGAAGUAAUCACACAGUCAGUAAGGCUGUCAUUAUCCCAGUUACUGCGGCAGUUGCGUUGUUACUAGUGGUGAUACUGCUGUUAACUGCUCUUUAUUUGUGCAAGAAGAACAGAAAACCACAUGAGCAUGUGCUGAUUGGUAGUGUCAAUCUUGGUGAUGAAGACGAAAUGAGAAGCUCGGAAUCACUCUUGUACGAUUUAAGUACUCUAAGAGCUGCCACUGAUAACUUUUCAGAAGAAAAUAAGCUCGGAGAAGGUGGAUUUGGGCCAGUAUACAAAGGUACACUGCAAAAUGGUCAGGAGAUUGCAGUGAAGAGAUUGUCAGCUACUUCCCAUCAAGGACAAUUGGAGAUGAAGAAUGAGACAGUUUUGGUUGCAAAGCUUCAGCACAAGAAUCUGGUAAGGCUGCUAGGAUGCUGCAUCGAAGAACAGGAGAAGAUCCUUGUCUAUGAGUUCCUCUGCAACAAAAGCCUCGACACGAUCCUUUUCGAUCCUGCAAGGCAGCAAGAGCUUACCUGGGAGCAAAGAUUCAGGAUCAUCGAAGGGAUUGGACGAGGGCUUCUUUAUCUUCACGAAGAUUCAAGGCUCAAGAUCAUCCACCGUGAUCUUAAAGCCAGCAACAUCUUGUUAGAUGCAGACAUGAACCCCAAGAUAUCAGACUUUGGCCUUGCAAAGUUAUUUAACAUGGAAGCCAGCGUAGCAAACACAAGCAGGAUUGCUGGAACCUAUGGAUACAUGGCGCCGGAAUACGCCCUGCACGGCAUCUUCUCUGCCAAAUCCGACGUCUUCAGCUACGGCGUGCUCCUCCUGGAGAUCGUCGCCGGCCGCCGCAACACCUGCAUCCAUGGCUCCGAGGAUCUCCUGGCAUUCGUCUGGAGGCACUGGAGCCGCGGGGCCGCCGCGCAGCUGCUGGACCUGGACGGCUGCCCCGCCGCCGGCCGCCGGCCGCAGGAGCUGCUGCGGUGCAUCCACGUGGGGCUGCUCUGCGUGCAGGAGGACCCGCAGCUCCGGCCCGGCAUGGCGGCGGUCGUCGUCAUGCUCAACAGCCGCUCGGUCACCCUGCCGGCGCCCUCCGCGCCGGCGUUCGUAUCCGCGGGACGUGGGAUCGGCGGCGGCGGCGGCCCAGCGACGGCCGCAGCCGCUCGGGAAACGCCGAUCAACGGCGGCGCUUCUGUUUCCGGCAUCGAACUCCGGUGA
Molecule: messenger RNA, 2073 nt
Organism: Oryza brachyantha (malo sina)
Lineage: Eukaryota; Viridiplantae; Streptophyta; Magnoliopsida; Poales; Poaceae
Product: cysteine-rich receptor-like protein kinase 15
Exons: 7
Coding region: 1-2073 (690 amino acids)
Biological process (GO): protein phosphorylation
Molecular function (GO): ATP binding; protein kinase activity
Source: RefSeq, a predicted model, not a curated record